Messenger RNA from Nicotiana attenuata, 1541 nucleotides. RefSeq lists its product as uncharacterized. The transcript has 3 exons. The coding region runs from base 200 to 1216 and encodes 338 amino acids. The record is from RefSeq and is a predicted model, not a curated record. NCBI's taxonomy places the organism in Eukaryota, Viridiplantae, Streptophyta, Magnoliopsida, Solanales, Solanaceae.
AGUCUUUUCAUUCUCAUCGAAUAGUCAAAGGAGCAGCUUCAACUCAGCUGCAGCCUUUUCAAAAUUUCAACAUUUAGGGUUUCAAAAUAAUUUCUUCAUCUUCUUCAGACUAUCAAAUCACAAAGAAGUUUUUGGUUAGCUGUGUUUCAGAUCGGUCUCUGUAAACUUCUGUUGUUCUAUAUUCAUAUAGAAACUAAACAUGCCUAAAGAGAGAAGAGAUAGAUCUGUUUCUUUUGAUAGGAGUAGAGCUUCUCCUUACCCUUGUAGCUCGAGUCACUCAAAACAACCGUCAUCCAAAAACCCUUUGGAAAACGACGAAAAUGUGAAAGACUGGGAAGAUGCCCGAUGCCCAGUGUGUAUGGAACAUCCUCAUAAUGCUAUUCUCCUUUUGUGCACUUCUCACGAGAAGGGCUGCCGUCCUUUUAUGUGUGAUACAAGCUAUAGGCAUUCAAAUUGUUUUGACCAGUUCAAAAAGUCAUUUGAAGAAGCUUCAGCAUCAACAACACAGCAAGUGGAGAUCCCAGCUUCAGCUUCUAUCGCGGAAUCUACCACAGUGAUAACAGAAGCUCUGUCUGAUAUGCCAGGUGAAAGAACUGAAGGUGGUUCUAUAUCCCUAGGUGCCUUGUCUUGGGAGAACCAUGAAAUGAAAAAGAUGCAAUGCCCUCUCUGCCGUGGCCAGAUAAAUGAUUGGAUUGUUGUGGACUCUGCCCGUCGUUACAUGAAUGCAAAAUUAAGAAGCUGCUCUAGCGAGACGUGCGAAUUCAGUGGCACAUAUACAGAUUUGCGUAAGCAUGCUAGGCAGGAGCAUCCACUUGUACGGCCUACAGAAACUGACCCAGAGAGGCAGCGUAAUUGGAGGAGAUUGGAGCGGCAGAGAGAUUUAGGAGAUUUACUCAGUACAUUGCAGUCUUCUGUUGGAGAAGAGGGAAGUGAGAGCACCAGUUUAACCUUCGAUGAGGGUGGUGGUUUGCUGACUGUUUUUCUUUUUGUUCGGAUUCUCCAACCUAGGAGUAAUUCUGGUAGUAGUAGCUGGUCAGGCUCCUCAAGGACUCGGGCUCAGGCAACUGGUAGGAGACGACCUUCAAGAAGACUUUGGGGUGAGACCUAUGAUGGGGAAACUGAAUCUAGAGAUGACGACAAUGAACAGUCUGAUGGAGGGUCAGGUCCCUGGCGGCGCCUUGGGAGAUUGCGUCGACGACCAACACCAGAAAAUUAGUUUGGCACAAACAUGUGUUUGCUUGCUCUUCCUCUUUGUUGUUACCCACUGUAGGUGUAGGAAAUGGAGGAGGAAACCUCGUCUUCCGAACGUUGCCGCGCUGAAGUUGUUUCUUGGAUUAGAAGGAUUCAGGAGAUCGUCGAAAUGGAAGAAUUCUAUUUGGUUAAAUAGUAUACAUCUCUUUGUUGAUGAAUGUCAUCUCAGCUUGUGUGUGCUGCAAAUGCUUUAAAUCUUUAUUUUUAACUGAAUUGAUAAAGUUGGAAAGCAAUUGCUAUUUAUGCUCUUCUAAAUCUUAUCAAUAAAUCUCAUGCUGCAAUUAUAUGGU